AAAUCGCAAAUUUGGAAGCCAAUAUGAGGGCACUGUUAAAUACAUCACACGAGACAAGUGUGUGUUCAUACUGAUUUCCGUAAUUUUGCAGAAAGUUUAAACUUACUAGUCAUCAAAAGUAGAUAUGUGUAUUCGUGUAAUAUGAUUCAUUUAUGAAUUAUCUACUCCUGACAGCUUUCUGAAUUCACCAAGAAAAACCAAGUGUUUUCUUUUUUCAGGUUUCGAAAUUGCCAUUUUUGAGUUGAAUAUGUUUAUAAAAUGUUGGAGAUAAAAUUGGUGAUUAUAAUUUAUAAGGGAAAAACUUUAUUCCAAAGAUUCUACUGUAAGUUAUUUGUUUAGAUCAUUUCAUUGCUUAUUGUCGCAGAAAUGACAACUAUAAUUACCAUUAUAUAAAUUUACCAGUUUCUAUUUUAGAAGGCAAAUCUGUUAGAGUCAUGGCGGAAGGUGACCAAUCAGCCUUGCAGCUGUACUUAUUGGAGCUGUUGGUAGAAAAACUCAAAGUUUCUAGCCGAAAAAGUUAUUGUUCCUGUUCGAAUGAUGACGAACUAAGUGUGCGCUUCCAGCUGUCCAAUCUUCCAUACCUAGAGAUUCCAUAUUCUAGUUUCAUAAAGCGGAAGUGUUUGCCAAAAUGUAUACAUGGGAAAUACUUAAUAUUCGAAGGAAACCCAAAGCAGAUGGAGCACGCCGUGCGGUGUUUUCCUCUGGUGGCGUCGGUUCUUCGCCAUGACAGAGAGGUAGCCUCGUGCAACCUGCCACUGCCCCAGCAGAUGGUCGAUGCUGUGCAGGCAUCCGCCACACGGGGGGCAUCCCCUCACCCGACAUUCCUCUGUGGUGUCUUCCCUCUUGAGAGCCCUGAUGGACAGUCUUUAGGAACUGUACGAGUGAUGGUACGCCUAUGGUGCAUGGGCCAUCGCUGUGCAAGCGAUUACCAGACUCAUGACUCCACCAUCUGUCGUCUGGACAAGGAUCUCAUCUGCGCCUGUGGUCCGAACUGUUCCUGCAAAACUGGGGCGGCUCCUGGCGGUAAGGGGAGCUGGCGCUGCUAUGAAGAUGCGGGACAGAAGCUUGGCACCUCAUCCAAGGACGAGGGAGAUGUGGCACCUACCGCAUCACAUGGACGUGGACGUGAGGAGCGGCGCGGAAGGGCGACACGGCCACCGUCGUCACAGGGCGCCCAGGGCCCGGCGGACAAGGCGGGGGAGGCUGCCCCACCCCCCGCCCCCAAGAAGAAGAGGCCUGCUGGCGCCGACUACGGGAAGCGCAUCCGAGCGCUGCUGAAGCAGCUGGAGGCCGUGACACAGGCGGCGAUGCGCAAACCGCCGGCCAAGUUCAACUUCCGGCGCAGCGGCCGCUACGCGUACACGUGGGGCGAGGCCUACCCCGGCAUCCGCGUGGGGCACCACGGGUGCAGGCCGCGGCGACGCACCGUGCCCGGUCGCGUCGGCUGGCUCUGGAACACCGGCGUCUGCACCUACGGAUGUGGCUUCCGGCGGGGGUGGUGGCCCGGCGCCAUCGGGCGCUCGCUGAGGGACUGGGUGCGCGGCCAGGAGCGCGCGACGCCUCCGGCGCUGCUGCCGGUCACGGCGACGUCGGUGGUGGUCCCGCGCAGCAAGCGCUUCCCCAAGGGGCAGCAGCCGCCCGAGGCGGAGCAGGCGCCCGAGUGCAUCAGCGUACCCGCCGAGCCGCUGCCCGAGCCGCCGCCGCCGCCGCCCGUGCUGCACGUGCGCCGCCAGCCGCGCUCCAUGGGCGGCGACAUCCUCAUCCAAGUGCACCCGUCUUGCGUGGGCGAGGUCGACGCCGACGUGACGCCGCUCACGCUGCGCAUCCCGGGCAAGGCUAAGUCCGGAGCCGGCGAGUCCGUCGACGACGAGGAGGACAAUCCCGAGGACGCCCUGGACACCAGCAGCUCGGAGCUCGACUUGCAGCUCUUCCCUCCGUCUUCGUUCCCUCCUAUCAGCCGGAUCCAGAGGAUGCACACGGAGGUGCAGUACAGUGCGGCUGAUGUGGCGCCUCCCGAGCCUCCGGCCACACCCCCAAAGAAGAUGAAGGCUGGCAGUCCCGAGGAGAUGGCGGCAAUGAUGGCUAUGAUGGGUGGCCCUGGUGGGAUGCGGGGUCGCGGUUUCCCAGGCGCUUUUGGGGUCGGCCGCGGGGGAGUCGUUCCUGGCGGCUUCGCUGCCGGCCGUGGAGGCUUUGCUGCUGGCCGCGGAGGCUUCGCUGCCGGCCGCGGAGGCUUCGCUGCUGGCCCCGGUGGCUUUGCCGCAGGCCCCGGAGGUGUCGGGCGCGGCUUCGGACGAGGUGCUUUCGGUGCCGGGCGUGGUGUGUUCGCGCCUGGUGUGAGUGGUGCCGCCGCUGCCGGUGGCGGUGCCUACGAUCCCAGGCAGACACUCCGCAUGAGCGUGGCCCAGAAAAAACACAAGCACGACCACGUGUUUAUACCUGUGGAGCACGAUUGUGUCUCCUAUGAUCUGGAGAUGGAGAUGAGGGCUGCUAUGCGUGGCCCAUUUGGCCUCGGAAGGCGCUGGGGGCAAGGGCGCGGGCGCGGCGACGGCGACCGGCGCAAGAAGAAGCGGGCGCAGGGCGUGGCGCCGCCGCCCUACAUCCCGAAGCGCAUGUCGGACACGUGGGGCCGCUGCUGGUGCGUGCCGUGCGCGCCCUACGUCUGCGGCUACGACCCCUGCGGCUACUGCUGUUGGUGGCCGUGCUGCUACUGACCUCUCUGUCUCUGUCCCCGUCCGUCCCAAUAAAGCCGUCUACACUCGU
Messenger RNA from Schistocerca gregaria, 2760 nucleotides. RefSeq lists its product as uncharacterized. The transcript has 11 exons. NCBI's taxonomy places the organism in Eukaryota, Metazoa, Arthropoda, Insecta, Orthoptera, Acrididae. Bases 435 to 2711 code for a protein of 758 amino acids. The record is from RefSeq and is a predicted model, not a curated record.